UCGCAGAAUUUUUGUUGUGUUCUUCAGAGCCUAUGUUAAAUUGAAUUUUCAAAGAAUAAAACUGAUUAAUUUUUGUAAUAUUCUGCAGAAUUAACAAUUAUUGCAAAUUCGAAAUGAAAACAAAAGAACAAAAUAUCCGAAAACGAAAAACUGAUUCUCCCACUAAGGAAAAAAGCAAUGUUACAGAACCGGCGACCAAAGAUCCGCAAAAGAAAACCAAAUCUGGAAUCAACUUUCCGGAUUUGGGAAAAGCCACUCGUUCAACAACCCACCGAGUCUGGACUCGCUCGGUAAUGAUAAUCUCCGUCAUGACUGUUGUCUAUUUCUACACAAAAGACACCAAAGAAAUCAAAUUCGCUCCCCAAAAGGAGACAAUUCCACUGCGAAUGCAAAAAGUCCCCUGUUCCGCAAAAUAUUUAGCAGAAAUGAAAGAAUAUCCUAAGUGCGUCCCAGCGACUUGUGGACGAUUUGUCUCCGACUCACUCAUAACCAAAGGCGAAUCCCAAAUUUUACUUAACCUCGUUAAGGAGGUUAUCAAACACGGCGGCUCAUCAGGAGGAGCAUCUAUAUUGGAUUUACAUUCGGGUGCCCUGUCUCAAGGUGAGAAAUUCAUCAAUGUCUAUAGUUUGCCACAGACAAAGGAAGCCUUCAAAAAGGAAACCUUGAUUACAUAUCGAAUGGUUAAGUCGAAAAUUAAGGCAGCUAUAGCUCAGCGAUUUGAUAUUGAUGCUGAUAGUUUACAUCUGACGCAUCCGACUUUCUUUUCAAGAAUCACAAAUGCAACAGCGAAAACAAUGCACGAUGAGUACUGGCAUCCCCAUGUGGAUAAGGAAACGUAUGAAUCAUUCCAUUAUACGUCUCUCUUAUACCUGAAUGACUAUAAAAAAGAUUUCAAUGGUGGAAGGUUUUUGUUCAUCGACGGUAUAGAUAAAAACAAAACUAUUUCGGCAGUUGAACCGAAAAUGGGACGUGUCAGUGCAUUUACAUCGGGUUCGGAGAAUCUUCACAAUGUUGAAAAAGUCACUGAUGGGACUAGAUUUGCCAUCACGAUCUCAUUUACUUGCAAUUCUAAAUUUGCAAUUACUGAUCCUAAACUAAGUGUUGAUUAGGAUUGCUCUGCGGAGAAAGAUGUUACAAUUUUUCAACAGGAAGAGGGGGAGAAACAUAUCAUUCCAGUUAAAGUUCCAAGCUGUUUUAAUAUUCUUUAAUUUUUGUAUUAUUUAUAGACGUGUGUUUUUUUUUCAAUUAACUUUUAAAUUAAAGAAAAAUGCAUUAA
This is a messenger RNA of Eupeodes corollae, 1276 nucleotides long. RefSeq names its product 2-oxoglutarate and iron-dependent oxygenase domain-containing protein 3-like. The record is from RefSeq and is a predicted model, not a curated record. The coding region runs from base 114 to 1109 and encodes 331 amino acids. Lineage: Eukaryota; Metazoa; Arthropoda; Insecta; Diptera; Syrphidae. Gene Ontology annotation, cellular component: membrane. The transcript has 3 exons. Gene Ontology annotation, molecular function: L-ascorbic acid binding; iron ion binding; oxidoreductase activity, acting on paired donors, with incorporation or reduction of molecular oxygen.